Symbiodinium sp. CCMP2592 is the source of this 2091-nucleotide messenger RNA. The record is from the annotation of a GenBank genome assembly. NCBI's taxonomy places the organism in Eukaryota, Dinophyceae, Suessiales, Symbiodiniaceae.
AUGGCCGCUCCAGGGGACUUUGUAAGUUUAACUGUAAGGCUCGUGGACAGGAGCCGAACUGUGGAGAAAGCUUGGCAGGGCACCACUUAUCUGUCCGUGUGGCACCUUGGGCGGGAUGUUGGCAUGCUGGAGCUGUCCAGUCUGAAUGGCCGUGGCUACCUCUUCACCCACGAUGGGCGGAGGUGGAGCAAUCUCAUACAUCCCAACCUGAGGCUGAGUGAUGUUGGGGUAAAGGAGGGCAGUGUUGUCGAGUUUUCCGGUGACUUCGACAAGUCUGCAGGCACACCGCUCAUUCUCCAGGUCCACUUGAUGGAUAGAAGCAAAACAACAGAGGAGUUUGGAGCAGUGCUCCCAGAGGCCUGCGUAUGGGAUCUCGGCAUGUCUUUGGGAAUGGAGAAGCUGUCCACGCUGGGGGGCUACAUUUUCUCCUUUGAAGGAAGACGCUGGAAGAGCCUGGAGCAUCCGUCACUCACCUUCGCAGAAGUUGUCGGAGGCGGUUUCGAGGGCCAGGAGCUUCUUGUCGCCUUCGAGGGUGACUUCACCCGUCGAGAUCUGCCGAGCUCCGAUGCGGAGGUAACGCUGUCAGUCGUGCUGAUGGACAAAUCCAAGAGUAAGACAGUCUCUGGAAGGGCAAGGAGGGGCGACUCAGUCUGGAAGUUUGGGCUACUCGUGGGCAUGGCAUCCUUGACGACCUCCAGCCGAUCACAGGGAGGAUACGUCUUCCGACGGCAGGGUGGUGAAUCCUACAGGGAGCGUCUGUACCCGGAUCUAACCAUUGCAGCUGCCGGCGUGAAGGAUGGUGACACUGUCGAGUUUUCUGGCGACUUUGAUGUCUUCGAGCCUACAACUGAUGCCCGUACCGAUCCUGGGACAGCGGUGACACUUACGGUCGUGCUGAUGGACAAAUCCAAAAGCCGGACAGUCACGGGAAGAGCCAAGAUGGGCGACUCAGUCUGGAAGUUUGGGGAGGAAGUUGGCAUGGCAACGUUGAGUACGAUGUCUAAGUACAUCUUCCGACGGCAGGGCGGUGAAUCCUACAAAGAGCGCAUGUACCCCAAUCUAACCUUGGCAGAUGUCGGGGUCAGGGAGGGUGACACUGUCGAGUUUGCUGGUGAUUUCGACCCUGUCGCGCCUGCACCCGGUGCCCGUGCAGAUGCUGGGACAGCAGCUACACGUGCCUUUUUGCAGGUGACACUUACGGUCGUGCUGAUGGACAAAUCCAAAAGCCGGACAGUCACGGGAUUAGCCAAGAUGGGCGACUCAGUCUGGAAGUUCGGGGAGGAAGUGGGCAUGACAACGUUGAGUACGAUGUCUAAGUACAUCUUCCGACGGCAGGGCGGUGAAUCCUACAAAGAGCGCAUGUACCCCAAUCUAACCUUGGCAGAUGUCGGGGUCUUGGAGGGUGACACUGUCGAGUUUGCUGGUGAUUUCGACCCUGUCGCCCCUGCACCCGGUGCCCGUGCAGAUGCUGGGACAGCAGCUACACGUGCCUUUUUGCAGGUGACACUUACGGUCGUGCUGAUGGACAAAUCCAAAAGCCGGACAGUCACGGGAAGAGCCAAGAUGGGCGACUCAGUCUGGAAGUUUGGGGAGGAAGUGGGCAUGGCAACGUUGAGUACGAUGUCUAAGUACAUCUUCCGACGGCAGGGCGGUGAAUCCUACAAAGAGCGCAUGUACCCCAAUCUAACCUUGGCAGAUGUCGGGGUCUUGGAGGGUGACACUGUCGAGUUUGCUGGUGAUUUCGACCCUGUCGCCCCUGCACCCGGUGCCCGUGCAGAUGCUGAGACAGCAGCUACACGUGCCUUUUUGCAGGUGACACUUACGGUCGUGCUGAUGGACAAAUCCAAAAGCCGGACAGUCACGGGAAGAGCCAAGAUGGGCGACUCAGUCUGGAAGUUUGGGAAGGAGGUGGGCAUGACAACGCUAACCACACACAGUCGGUCCCAGGGUGGAUACGUCUUCAAGCGGCAGGGUGGUGAAUCCUACAGGGAGCGCCUGUACCCCCAUCUCACCUUGGCAGAUGUCGGAGUAAGAGAGGGUGACACUGUCGAGUUUUCUGGUGACUUUGAUGUCUUCGAGCCGAAAGCGUGA